Closterium sp. Naga37s-1 is the source of this 987-nucleotide messenger RNA. The record is from the annotation of a GenBank genome assembly. NCBI's taxonomy places the organism in Eukaryota, Viridiplantae, Streptophyta, Zygnematophyceae, Desmidiales, Closteriaceae.
AUGAACGGCACAGGCACCGCGGGCGCGGGACCGCAGAGGAAGUCGACGGGGAACGAGAUGAGCGAGAAGCUGCUGCAGGGCUGGGCGAUGCUCGCCAUGCACUGCCCCGUGUGCUUCAACCCCAUCCUCCGGAGCAGGGCGGGAGAGAAACGGUGCGUCGUUUGUGAUCUGCCCGUCAUAGAGGAGGCUGAUGCCCCGCCCCAACUGACGUCAGCAGCGCCACAAGAGCCAGCUCAGCAGCAGCAGGGAGGAAGGACCGAGGAAGGUGCGACAGGCUGGGAGAAGGAGGAAGAAGCAGAGAGGGAAAAGAGCAGAGGUCAGAGAGAAGGAGGGGUGGAGAGGGCAUACGUGGAUGGGCUUGUAUCAGGGACGCCAUUAGAGAGGACGACUGGAGGUCAGCAAAGACAAGAUUUGCUGCCCAUCGGCACAGUACCUGCUGCAACGCCUGGCACGGCAGCAGCAGCAGCAGCUGCCACUGCCGUUCCCUCGGCUGCCGGAGUAACGGCGAGUUGCCCUGUCGCUCCCCUCCUGCCACCCUCAACUUCGCACCCCGCCUCUCUGCCUGCCCCCGGCACAUUGCCCCACAAACCGGACACAUCUUCCUCCCCACGGGACGCGUCUAUGAGUGCGUUGAACGCAGCAGCUAACGACGCCCUUAUUGGCGCUCUGCGGGCCGUUGUCACGCAACUGCAGAGAGCUCAACGAGCUCUGGAUUCCGCCUCCGACUUACAGCAGACGCAUCAGGUCGGUGUGCUGAGUCACCAGGGACGCUUUGGGGGGAACGCUAUCAAAUCCGCUCAGACGAAGGCACCCCCAUUUCCCCCAUCUCCCCUGCCUCUUGCCUUCACCUGCCUCGUGCCUUCACCUGCCUCGUGCCUUCACCUGCCUCGUGCCUUCACCUGCCUCGUGCCUAUCAAAUCCGCUCAGACGUCCCCAUUCCCCCCAUCUCCCCCAUCACCCCCCUCCCCUCCCCCUCUCAUGCCUUAG